AUGAUACACGACUCUACUACUGAUCCCGAACUACGAUCUCUUGCCUCAGACGAUCUUGAAGAGAUACGCACCCAACUUGUCCAUGCGUCGCAAAGUCUAAUCACGUCCCUCGUCCCUGUACAUCCAUUCGCACACUUGCCAUGUUUGCUGGAAAUAAGACCAGGCGCCGGCGGUUCGGAAGCUGCUAUCUUCGCUGGUGAUCUCUUUCGCAUGUAUAUGGCCUUUUGCAAUCGCAAUGGCUUCCGCACCAACCUACUCAAAUACGAAAACAUCAACGGCACAACGGAAGCGGGGGUACCAUUAUCGGAAGCAAUCAUGGAGGUGGAGAACGAAAAUGCAUACGGCGUGUUUAGAUGCGAAGCAGGUGUACACCGGGUUCAGCGAGUACCCGCUACUGAGACAAAAGGUCGCACGCACACAAGCGCCGCAUCGGUUCACGUACUGCCCAGUCUACAGGAGAACUCCGCAGAGGAGCAGGAUUUCGAUAACCCGGAGAGCGAUUACUACAUCGACCCGAAAGAGGUCAAGCUGGAAGUCAUGCGCGCAAGUGGUGCUGGUGGCCAACACGUCAACAAGACCGAGUCUGCCGUUCGUCUAACACAUAUGCCCACCAAUACGGUAGUUGCGAUGCAAGAUUCGAGAUCACAACAUAAGAACAAGGAGAAGGCAUGGGCAUUAUUGCGCGCGCGCAUUGCUCAGACACGGCGAGAGAAGCGCGAAGAAGAGAUGGCCAACAUGCGACGAAGCGUGAUUGGCGUGGCCAGGAUGGGUCGCGGUGACAAGGUGCGGACUUAUAAUUGGGGCCAGCAACGCGUGACCGACCACCGGAGCGGCACGACUGUACAUGAUUUGGACGAUGUAAUGGGGGGUGGUCAGACACUGGAAAAGGUCAUGGAAAGCGUUCGCAGCUGGCUCAUGGAGCGCGAUGUCGAGGCGCUGAUCGCUGAAGAUGUGGAAGCAAAGUGA
Messenger RNA from Pyrenophora tritici-repentis Pt-1C-BFP, 966 nucleotides. Its product is annotated as PrfA, Protein chain release factor A. Gene Ontology annotation, molecular function: translation release factor activity. The record is from RefSeq and is a predicted model, not a curated record. Gene Ontology annotation, biological process: translational termination. NCBI's taxonomy places the organism in Eukaryota, Fungi, Ascomycota, Dothideomycetes, Pleosporales, Pleosporaceae.